AUGAGCUCGGUCAUCAGCUCAUUUCAUCAGGACACUCCGCGAGGAGGGUGCUCUGGAGAAGUCAAGGGCAGCUUCCAACCCUGGAACGAACGGUCGGGAGCGUCUGAGGCCAAUGUCCCGCGUGUUCUGUAUCUGCACCGCCCAAGUGUGAGAGCCACGGAAGAAGCCGAGCUGGGGAGUGCACCCCCGACUCCCCGCUUUCGCCUACCUACCCGCUCAGACCCCGGCUUCUCCGGAUCGCAGGAUCCUGGAAGCGGCUCCCAGCACCGACUCUCACACCCGCCGCUGGGCUCCGGCCAACCGGAACUCCCUCGCGUCACUUCCGGUCCGGUCCCCCGAGGAGCCCGCCUCCGAAAGAGAAAUGUUCCACCUUCCUUGAGGCAACCUGAGAGGGUCCUCGCGGGAUUUCGGUUCGGCUUUCUCAAUUCGGAUCCUGUGCUCUCCAAGUUCUUGGUUAUGGAGUAUUUGGCUCAUCCUGGUACACUCAGCUUGGCUGCUGGAGUUGCUUGUGGCAUGUGCCUGGGCUGGGGCCUCCGGGGUCACCUUGGCAUGUUACCCCAGAACUCAACAAGUGAGACAAAUAGAGACACCAAGACAGAAACCGAAGCAAGCAUUCCUGGGGAGAGUGGGGAGUACAAAAUGAUUCUUGUGGUUCGAACUGACCUAAAGAUGGGAAAAGGGAAGGUUGCUGCCCAGUGUUCUCACGCUGCUGUUUCUGCCUACAAGCAGAUUCAGAGGAAAAAUCCUCAAGUGCUCAAAGAGUGGGAGUACUGUGGCCAGCCCAAAGUGGUGGUCAAAGCUCCAGAUGAAGAAACCCUCAUUGAAUUACUGACCCAUGCGAAAGUGUUGGGACUGACUGUAAGUUUAAUCCAAGAUGCUGGACGUACUCAGAUUGAACCAGGCUCUCGAACUGUCCUGGGAAUUGGGCCAGGACCAGUAGAGCUAAUUGAUGAAGUUACUGGCCACCUAAAACUUUACUAGAUGAGCUUUUGUAUAGUGGUGAUUCUGUCUGAAAAGUAUGAAGCCUGUCAGUAAUAAAAGCUUAAUCCUUGCUCCACUUUAAAGUAUGUUUCCAUGUUCUUCUGUCAUGUACUGGACCAUUAAUAUCUUGAGUUUAAAAUACUUUUGAAGGGCAAAAGAGACGUUUCAGUGGUUAAGAGCAUUUGUUGCUCUCGCAGAGGACUCGGGUUCAGUUCCUAGUUCACAACCACCCAUAGUUGCAGUUCUUGGGCUUCCGACACCCUCCCUCAUCUCUUCAAUAACUAGGCACACAUGUAUACAUACAGGCAAAACCACUGUACACGUAAAUCUGAAGAGUAAAUGCACGCCUUUAAUCCCAGCACUUUUGAGGCAGUGAGUUUUAGACCAGCCUGAUCUAGAGAGCUAGUUCCAAGACAGCCAAGGCUACACAGGGAUACCCUGUCUCCAAAAAACAAAGCAACAAAAAAGGAAUAAAAAUACAUUGUUUAAAUGCUUGAAUGAUAGAUGCUAGAACAGUGAUAACAUUGGGUGGAGAGGGAGCCAUGUUUCCUGUGUAUAAUUAGGCCCCUUGUAUUGAUCACUCUUCAGUCAAACCAUGCUGCUAUUCCUGGCCUUUUUAGAGGACAUGGUUCAAGGAUCAUGGCAGUUUUUCCCUGCUGCUACUUUUUGAAUGUAUGAUAUAUCUUUUUUUUAAUUAAGAGAUCAUUGCAUAGACCCAUCAUGCAAUCAUAAUUCAGAUUUUAUCUAGCUGAAUGUUUUGGAGAUGGUUCAGGAGUAGUUAACACUGAAUGAUGCCACAGUAGCAACAGUUUCUAAACAGAAUGUUUAUACAGGAGUCAAGUGAUGCAACCACCUGUAACUGAGUUGAACUCACUUAAAUACAUGGUUAUGACUCAGGUAAUUUAUGAGACUUGCUGUAGACUAUAGCAUGACUCCACACUGACAGACUGCAUUCCCAGCAGGAUGUCUGGGUAGCUGAUUCAAGGACCUGUAACAGUGAAAAUUGUUAAUUCUGGUAACAAAUCACAGUAUUUGUUCACCUGUUCUUGAUGUGUAUUUCGUACACUCUAACCAAACAGCCUUCAAGGCAUACUCUACAGAGCCCAAGGAGUCUUUAUGUGACUGUAUAUUAACUUGAAUGAAAGGUAUUGUCUUUUCUCUAUCUAGUAUGCCCGCUGAUGGUCUGUUCAAAUGAGUAGUCAUAGCUUGCAUGGUCCCACGUUUAUAGUAGUUUCACUUGUCCUGAGGAGCAGUACUUUUUCCUAGCAUAUGUAGGGGAGGGGCUUUGAGAACUGCAGAAUGCAGGACAAGGGAGUCUUCAGAGGAGUCCUGGUAGGUUGCCCAUGCUUCAGUAGAUGGUCCAACAUACAGCUGUACAUAAGCACUGACUUGGGAGAAAGUGCGGGUGUUAUGAUCAUAGUAAAUUGAAAACAUGUAUGAAAUUCUCAA
Molecule: messenger RNA, 2430 nt
Organism: Microtus oregoni (creeping vole)
Lineage: Eukaryota; Metazoa; Chordata; Mammalia; Rodentia; Cricetidae
Gene: Ptrh2
Product: peptidyl-tRNA hydrolase 2
Exons: 3
Coding region: 1-981 (326 amino acids)
Biological process (GO): negative regulation of anoikis; positive regulation of anoikis
Cellular component (GO): cytosol; mitochondrion
Molecular function (GO): peptidyl-tRNA hydrolase activity
Source: RefSeq, a predicted model, not a curated record